Molecule: messenger RNA, 4115 nt
Organism: Leopardus geoffroyi (Geoffroy's cat)
Lineage: Eukaryota; Metazoa; Chordata; Mammalia; Carnivora; Felidae
Product: E3 ubiquitin-protein ligase RLIM-like
Exons: 2
Coding region: 1-1896 (631 amino acids)
Biological process (GO): protein ubiquitination; random inactivation of X chromosome; ubiquitin-dependent protein catabolic process
Cellular component (GO): cytoplasm; nucleoplasm
Molecular function (GO): ubiquitin protein ligase activity
Source: RefSeq, a predicted model, not a curated record
AUGGAAAAUUCAGAUUCUGACGAAGAAGAUGGAUCCGUGGCCCGGAGCAGAAGUCAGAUGGACCGAUUGGUCCGGGAAGAAAACUUCUAUGAAUUUGUAAAUAACCUGAGUGAAGAAGAUUACAAGCUUAUGAGGGAUAACGAUUUAUUAGGCAUCCCUGGUGAAAGUACACUAGAAGAGUUGUUGAAGAGACUUCAACAAAUUAAAGAAAACCCACCGGAAAACUCGGAGGAAAAUACAGGUGGAGGAGAGUCUUUCGAUAGUAGUGGUGAGUAUCUAUUAGACUGGCUGAACACUUUUGGACAAACUGAAUAUGUGACAAGUGGGCAAAGAGAAAACCAAUCUUGGGAAGAAAUAAUCCAGAUUAAUUCAGACAGUAAUGACUCCACAUUCAGUUUAGAAGUAAAUUCUAACCCUAAUAAUGGGAGCCCAAAUCCAGAGAAUGAAUAUGUAGCAUCUACAAGAUCUCCCAGAACAUACAACAUGGAAAACAGCCAAAGUCAAGCAGAAAACACACAAUCUGAAUCAACAUUUAUAAGAUCACCUGGAUCAGAACAAAGUACAACUGAAGCAUUAAUACAAGUCCCAGUUACCAGAGGUCGGCGAAGAGAAAGAAGCAGUAGCCCUGACCAUCGGAGAACCAGAGCAAGAACUGAAAGUAGUCCGGCACCAAACAGAAUGAGUGAACUUUUACGAAGACUUCAUUAUAGUAUAACAUCUCCAACUUUUGAGCAGCCUCUGGUAAAUGAGACUGAGAGAUUUUCUAGGAUUCAGCACCAAGAAACAUCAAGACAGCAAAUAACUGGACCUGAGCUGCAAAAUAGCGGUCUUGCUGCAACUUCUGGAUCAAGCAGUGCACUUCAAGAAGAAAAUUCUCCAGGCACAACCAAUGAUGGUGAAUCUCAGGGACUGGGACAGAUAAAUCCAACCAUACAGUUCAAUUGUGAAGUAGGACAAGUUCAUCCUAGGGCAGACUCUCAAAGAGACAGCACAGUUACCAGAAUUCAGUUAACAUCUGAGACGCCAAACAACGCUCUCACUUUAGAAAGUGAACAAGGAGGACGCAGGGAUAUGUUUCCACAUUCUGAGCAGGCAGAUGCAAGAGCUUAUGUCAGGAACGCCAGAAUUCCUUCUCUUCAUAUUAUUUUAACUACUGGUUUCAAUGAUAUACCACCUCCUGCAAUUCAGAGCACAUUAAGGCAGACAGUGACAGGAUCCAGUGGCUUAAGUGGUAACCUCAGGGCCAGUGACACUGAUUUAGUACACAGUGUCUCACCCCUAAGUCCAAACAUGGAAAGGGAAGAGUCACGAAAUGAAAGAGAUGCUUCUGAUGUUAGGACUCAUUCUGAUUGCAAUUCAAAUCCUAGUUCUGAUUUCCAUUCAAGUUCUCCAUUGAUUUCUAGAUCAGGCUCCAAUUACCUGUCUAGUUCCAAUUCUACUCCUAUUUCCAGUUCCAGCUCCAGUGAUGAAUAUUCAGAAAUUAGCUCAGUAAUGUUUGAAGACAGUAAUGACAUAAGCUUACCACCAGGCUCGUCAUCAGAAACCAGGCGAGAAAAUAGAUCUAUGAGCCCAAUAGUAUUUGAUGACAGUGACUCUUGGACCUCCCUUAAUCUGGACCAUUUUUUCCUCUUAAAUGAAGAUGAUCAUGACCAACAUACAGGACUUACCAAAGCACAGAUUGACAACUUGGCUAUAAGAUCUUUUCGUGAAGGUGGUGUAUUAAAAGCCUGUACCAUCUGCAUCACCGAGUACACAGAAGGCAACAAACUUCGCAUCCUACCUUGCACCCAUGAAUUUCAUGUCCACUGUAUCGAUCGCUGGCUGUCAGAGAACUCCACCUGUCCUAUUUGUCGCAGGGAAGUAGCAGGUUCUGCUGAGAGAGAAAAUUCUAAUUGAGAUCUGAAUUCUCAGCUAUAUAAAGUGUUAUAGUGGUGGUCAAACAGUAGUCACCUGCUUAUGUCCACUUCUGGAGUGAUGCUUAAAUACAGCAAUAUGAAUCUAAUCUAAAAUUUAAUCCAAAUGUAACAAUCAGAACUGAAUUAUAGGUUCUUGAAGGACUGAUUGGACUUUGUCCACUUUUUCUUCCAGAAUAAAAUGAAAUAUUUUUAAAAAACAAACAAUAUUCUCCUAUCCGACAGCAAAAACAAAUUUCACACCAUGGUAGAUCACUUCAUCUUAAAAGAAACUUAACAGGUACACUCAGGUGGAAUGUUCCCAAUUCCAUGAGAGAAAUGUCUUAAUAUGAUAUAAUCAACCCAGAUGGAUCCUAGUAGUCUUAUCUAGUCAUGUAAAUCCCAGACAUCUCAUAGCCCUGUCUCAUCUUAGAUGUGCAUACAAAGAAACAGGAAUGCAACCAAAAUAAUUAAGAAGUUAAGAAUUUAUUAGAAUCACAUAAAAAAUUAAUGUUAUUCAAAGAAUGCUGUAAAAAGCUUUAAAAACUUUGUCUUCUAUCUCUCUUCCUAGCAGUUCAUAUCACUCGCUAAUACUACCUUAAAGUUUCUCCCAUUUUCUACUACCAACGUAUCAGUUAAGGUCCUGGGCAAAAAUUGAUGGCAUACUUGAAAAUGGUGAUGGAAUAGCAUUUAGUGAAGAGACUAUUUACUAAAAGUGUAUAAAGAAUGAAAGGAAACCAAGAGAUGUUGAAGUACCCUAGGCUAGCAACUGUGAGAAGCCAGUAUUAUCACCACUAGGCUUCAAGGGGCAUAGAGAAGUAGUAGUUUCUGCAACCCAGACACAGAGUCCUGUAGUUGAAGAAAAAGGCCAUCCAACAAGAGCUGUGACCUUAGAUGAGCAAAAGGCAGCCAAUGCCAAUCUAAAACUUGGAGUAAAGAGUCAUGGAAAUAAAUACAAAUACCCUUCCCUUUCUUUGCUGAUUUAUAAUAUCCUGUUGGUAGUUUACAUUAGCGAAACCCAACCUGAAGACAACCAUAAGAGAGACUGUUUGAUGAAGCUGAUAAAGGUCAGCCUCCUGGAAUCACAAAACAGGGCAGAGAAGGAUGGCCAGUGGAUCCAAAGAGCAGAUCAGAGACCAUCUACCACAACCAGCAUUCCCAAUUCUCUUCAAACUCUGCAUGCUUUCUUGCCUCUAACUCUUGCCCUCCAUUUUGCUCUUUGACUUCGCUCUUUAACAAUUCUUUUUUAAUUUUCCUUUCAUCUACUCAGAGCUGACACCAUAAAGGAGAGAACAAGUACAUUUUAUCUUUAGAAGUGAUGAGAUGAUGAGAUGACAACCCCAUAGAAAUUAAUUACAUUGCUUUUAAACACAUCACACUUUGGUUUGCUGUGAUUGUAAACUACUAAGCAAAGAAGCCAGUAUAGGUAUUUCUUCAAGUUUUGCUAUAUAAAUAUAUUCAGGUUUCAAUUUCUUUUUAUUUAUAAGUUUAGUUCAUAUAUAUUUUUUAAAAACAUAUUCUUAAUUCUUAUAAAGUAUCUUAUGGUUUAUAUAUCUCAAUGUUUAUGUGAGUGACCCAAAGCAUCCAACUACUGCUUACAGCCUCCCAAGUUGCAGUCUGAAAGGUUUAAGGUAAAAAGGUAAAACCCAAGUUCAAAAACACACCUACUUAAUUCAAUUCUAGUUGUCCCCAUAAAAGUAUCCCAAAACCAUGACACUUUAAAAUCCAAUUUUAGGUCAUGCUUCCUUUCCAAUCCAAACAUAGUGAAGGUUUUUUCUCUUAAUUCAGCCUGGAAACUCUGGAGAUUUUUUUCCGGGGGAGGGGGGGUGGUUGUUCUGUUGUUGUUAUUGUUGUUGUUGUUUUGUAUAUUGGCCAAACCAGCAAAUUUUGCUUAAAAUUUUCAAUCCUGGCUUAGGUGAGAGUACAUCGUAUUAUAACCAAAGCAAUAGUCAUAAAUAUUGCAGAAUGUGCAACCGAUAUAAAUAUGGACAAUGUUAAGUAUAAACUUGUUCUAAAAAUUUAAAGUCGGUAUCAUCACUAAGUUUUAUUUUCUGUGUGAUUUGUUGGCAGCCACAGUAAUUACACAGAAACAUGAAAUAUAAAUGGGGAGUGCUGAUGAUGUCUUUUGAUAUAUCUUUGAGCUAGAAUAUUUUUCACACAGAAGAUAUUUGUGUGGCUAGAAACAAAGUCUUUUUUUUUAAUGUUUUAUUUUUGAGAGGUGGU